Molecule: messenger RNA, 603 nt
Organism: Trichophyton benhamiae CBS 112371
Lineage: Eukaryota; Fungi; Ascomycota; Eurotiomycetes; Onygenales; Arthrodermataceae
Exons: 2
Coding region: 1-603 (200 amino acids)
Cellular component (GO): signal peptidase complex; membrane
Molecular function (GO): serine-type endopeptidase activity
Source: RefSeq, a predicted model, not a curated record
AUGUUCGCCGAACUCGCCCCCUACCUCUCCAACCCUCGCCAGACGCUAGCUCAGCUCCUCAACUUUGCCCUCGUCCUCUCCACGGCUUUCAUGGGAUGGAAGGCCCUAUCCGUAUACACGAACUCGUCCUCUCCCAUUGUUGUGGUGUUAUCAGGAAGCAUGGAGCCAGCCUUCCAGCGCGGCGACCUACUGUUUCUAUGGAACAAUAGUCCGCGCGCAGAAGUUGGGGAGAUCGUGGUGUAUAAUGUGCAGGGGAAGGAUAUUCCAAUCGUUCAUCGAGUUAUUAAGGCAUUCGGAACAGGAGAUGGAGGGAAGAAGAGCCAACGAAGGCUGGAGAGGGAGGCGGAUAAACGCAGUGGACCCGGCCUAUCCUCACCCGUCUCCCAUCAGAUGCUCACAAAAGGCGACAACAAUAUCGCAGAUGACACCGAACUCUACGCACAGGGCCAAGACUACCUUGACCGCAAACUCGAUAUUGUAGGUAGUGUGCGAGGAUACAUUCCAGCCGUUGGAUACGUGACGAUCAUGUUGGCAGAAAACCCAUGGAUGAAGACGGUCUUGCUUGGAAUCAUGGGCGUAAUGGUGAUGUUACAACGGGAAUAG